This is a messenger RNA of Xyrauchen texanus (razorback sucker), 3987 nucleotides long. RefSeq lists its product as uncharacterized. The transcript is spliced from 6 exons. The record is from RefSeq and is a predicted model, not a curated record. Bases 1055 to 1522 code for a protein of 155 amino acids. Gene Ontology annotation, molecular function: ubiquitin protein ligase activity. Gene Ontology annotation, cellular component: endomembrane system. NCBI's taxonomy places the organism in Eukaryota, Metazoa, Chordata, Actinopteri, Cypriniformes, Catostomidae.
AGGGGAAUAGCACAGGAAGGAAGGGAGGGAUUGGUCGACAGAGUUGCGAGGCAAACCAGGGAUCACAUGAGCAGGGAUCUGUUUACAAAUUGAAACUGUGCGGCUGGGAAAGAGAAGCAGAGCAACUAACUUUCCUGGAGAAUAUUCCAGACAAGCUUUACCUUGAACCCAAGACCCUUGUGUUUUUGGCAUGGAUAUUUGAAGAAUGAGCUGAGGCCUUUGUUUUUUCGACUUUCUUGAUGGAAGGAUUGAGAGAGCAGAUGGUUUUAGGUGGAGAGAAAAAAUACUCCCCCACAUAGGCAGAGACACACACACACAAACACUCUAGAGAUACAGCAGCUUGAUGGUGAAAAGAAUUGUGUAUGUGCGGCUGUGUUCUUUGUUUCUUUGAAGGGCCUGUUUUCAGAGAAAGGGACAUUGCUUAAACACCCUCAAUUUUAUAGAGACAUCGCAGAAGAGGAACUAGAAUUAAGAACAAGGACAUCAAAGAAGGGCACCAAACUCUUUUGCAAUAAGGCUUCAAGGGAAAACAAAGGCAGGUUUCCUAAGGAUUCUUGCUGUAGAUUUUCACGAAUUACUCAUAUUUUUGGAUUUUUUGAGAUCACUAAACAAACCAUACAGAGGAAUUAUCAAGGAAUCCAUUUACUUUUGUAUGUGACAACACAAAGCAAUCAGAUUUUAAGUGCCAUUCAGCCGCAUAUGGACUCAUUCUCGAAGACAAGAGGAAUAUCAAGGGCAAAUUAUGCUUCCUUUGUCUUCGUAACAAAGCACCUUGUGCUUAUUCAAUUCACUGGAGCCAAAGAGUGAUUGAACGCUUUUGUUCUUCAACAAUGGCAUCAUAAAAGUGGAAUAAAUGAAGCUAUAAUUGAGCUAUAAUCAAGACAGCACACUCUUGCAUUUAAGAGAUGAUUUUUAGACACACUGACCUACAACUGCUUUGAGUGCAUUGCAGAACAUUGUUGUGAAUAAGGUUUUGGUUGCAUCCCCAGGACCCCCGAACUGCCUGUUCCUAACAAGCACUGAGUUGCAGCACCAGUGCUUGGAGUCAGAUUACAUGCAACCAUUACAAUGGUGUAACGGCUUCCUCUGUGGUCUAGGACUGCAGCAUUCAGACUGUGAUUUGUCAGAAGAAGACAUCUACCGCCUACCGCUCAACAUGUAUGUCAUUGUUAUGGGCAUAGGCAUGUUCAUCUUCAUGCUCGGCGUACUCUUCUGCUGCUAUCUGUUCAGGUUGAAACAGCAAGGCACAAGGCAGCAGUACAGCUACAAUGAGGUGGUGUUAAAAGGCGCUGGAAAGAAGAUGAGCCUGCUGGGACAACCCUGUGCUGUAUGUCUAGAGGAAUUCAAGACCAGAGAUGAACUGGGCGUGUGCCCGUGUUCACACACCUUUCAUAAGAAGUGCCUGCUAAAAUGGCUUGAGAUCCGCAGCGUCUGCCCGAUGUGCAAUAAACCCAUAAUGCGUCUACAGAGUGCCGACACUCCUCAAGGAGCGGAGGGGCUUCAGGACCCCGAAGAAGUGUGACCCCAAAAACUGUAUGGCCCAUGGCCAGAUUAACACUCUCUUGUUCUGCGAACAUUGGGACAUAUAUGAUCUGCCAAGGCUCUCCAUAGCCACUUAUAUAUACUGCCACAGAGGACCCAUCAGGAUGACAAGAGCAGCCUGCACUAGUGAAUAAGUACCAUAUUGCCAGUAGCCAAACAUAAGAAUAAUCUACUAUAUAUUGUGCCACAAUAUUCUCUUAUGGCACUUUUCCACUGCUUGUUACGGUUUGACUCACCUCUAUUCGCUUUACUUUUAUGAGCUUGCAUUUCCACUGCAGUUUAGUGCCUCCUCAACGUGGGUGAGAUUAUAGGCUGAUCGUCAUAGUUGCACCGCCUCUACUGCAGUGACAUCAUUUUAAACACGACACAAACUGACCAAAAUAAUAACACGACCGCUAGCUUUUAGCUACUAGCUCAUUGUGCUGCAUAAAGCAGUUGUUGCAUGGUGAUUUUACACAAGUGUAACAGUUAAAUUGGCCUGGUUGUUUUAGAAGGAAGCUUCCAGUAGCUGGUCAACUAAAUAAAGUGAAGCUUUCAAGCAGAGUAUAGAGUUAACAUAACAAAACGUACCAUCCUCCAUCGUGGCUUAGUCCAGGGCACUUCCCUCCCAUUGCUCGCCGGUUUAGAUGGCGUCGAUUUGGUCAAAUGACUUCCACUUUUACUUGGUGGUUCUGUAGUCACUUUUAAUUUGUUUGUUUUUUACUUUUUCCUACACUGUUGGUAGGUCUGGUGGUAGCUAUGUGCGGCCAACAGCUGAGAGACUUUUUCGUUUCUCUCAUCGCUAACGAGUGGACCGUCUGUACCUCGUUUAUUGACCACGGCGUGGUUUUGCGCACAGCCAUUUCUUUUUCACAAUUCGAAAGUCACGUGAACUAAUGAUACUGUUAUCGCUGUUGCUAACUUUAAAACUAGCGGGUUGAUGUCACGUGUCGGAAAUCCAGUGACGCUGGAAGUAACGAUUCUCCCUGACCAAUCAGAGAUCUUCAGGAUUUUGAUGUCACAUUUAGUAUCGGCUCGGAUCGCUUGGAACCUCGACCGAGGUGGUACUAAAUAAAGUAUCAGGUACCAGGUACUAUCCAGUGAAAACCCCCCAAAAAUCAAGCAGAGUCGAGUUGAACCGUGCAAUGGAAAAGCACCAUUAGUAUCGUGCUGAGGUUCUAAAGAGAGCAACACAACAUGCAUGCUCAGUAAUGGACGUCAAAAUGAGAGGUAAAUGUCUCAAGAGUUUGCCUCAGGGGAUCGAACAACGAAAGAAAACAUUGAACUUUGGCAAUGAAACUUCAAAGGACUGAUACAUAUAUGGUGUUGGUGUAAUAAGCUCACUAUUUGACUGGUACUACAGGUCUUUAUGAAGAUUGUGUGUAGUCCAUAAUGAAAUAUUAUAUAUAUAAUCAGUGACCAGCAGUUCUUAUCCAAUAUUGUGUUCAUUGCUUAAGUUGUUUACCAUUUAAUGUUAUUUUGCAUUGUUUGUUUUUGAAUAAAAUGUUAUAGUUAUGCGUUAAACCUUAAUUUUUGUAUCAUUCUUGAAAUAUUGAGGAGUUCUGAAGCCAAAUUUGAAAAUGUGCGAUUUAAAGAACUAGCCAAGCAGAAAUGCAAAGUUUGUUUACAGACAAUCAAAUACCCAUCUUUUUUUAUUAAAAAUGUAAAGAAAAACCCUACACAAAGUAUAGCUGACUCUGAACUUUAUCAAUACUUUUGGUGGGGAAAAAAUUGCAUAAUGAAUGUCAUAGGUAGAUUAAUUCACACAAGUUACCUCAAAGAAACAUUUCCUAAAAAGAUUAUCCCAUAGACUGUCAUUGUUUUUUGAAGUCACAAAAUGAUCACCAAUACGGAGUAAAAAAAUUAUAAUUAUUAUUGCUUUUUAUUAAAUAUUUCACUCAAGUUGUUAUGCAGACAAUGUAAUUUGAAAAAUAAAAAAAAUAAAUGUGGACACUUUAAACUGUAGAAUCUUUAUUAAAAAAUGUGAAUGCCUUUAUAUCAUUGCAGCAGUAUUAUUUGUUUUUACAAAGUCUGAAAAAGAAAAUCAGUGAAAUAGAUUUAUUUCACUUGAUAUCUGAUGGAAAGUGUUUAAUAGCUUAAGUUGAUCUUUUAAACAUCUCUACAAUGAGUCAAAUGCAAAACACAAUUUUGGAAAAAACAUUUCUCCAAUAACCAUCAAUUUUGUCAAAUACAAACACUGAUUGGCAGAGACAAUUUAUGAUCCAUUCAUAGAUAUAAUGGGAUGCAUGUCAAAGUAAUUUUAAUCGCAAACUAACUGCUUCAGGAAAUCUGGCCCAGAGUUCUGAAACACACACAGUGACAACUUUGUGCAUCUAUAGAAAUAUAUAAAUAGCCAAAGGUGUAGGAGGCGGCAAAUAAACACAAUGUUGAAAGACUCGGGGACAAAUUUCUUAUAGGUUAGUUUAUCAUAAUGCACCCCAAGGUCUGAAUUUAAUGAUAAAGAAA